GCACAGAUGUCCAUCCUGGCUUACUUCUUUAUUAAGCUGAGGACAAAUCACAGAAUCAGGGAGCUGUAGGGGUUGGAAGGGAUCUCUAGAGAUCAUCUAGUCUGACCCCCUAUCAUUUGUGCUUCAUUUAAUUGGAUACAGUACAAAUGUCACUGGGCAGAGGGUGCUGAAGUACCUGAUGUGGUUGCUUGGGGCUCAGUACCCCUCAGUGGGCUCUGAUUCUGGCACAGCUUCAGUGGUGCUGUGGACUGAAUGCAAGUUAUCAUUCAUCCGGUGGUUGCCCCAAGUAGUUUGAUAGAAACUUCAGCUUGGUCUCUGAAAUAAAUAUGCAGCACUAAUGAGGUUUCCUUAAUAAGGAAGUUGUGCUUUACAGGUCUACUGUGACUUAGAAAAAAGGAAAGGAAAGCUGACGACAGUGGAGGCUGAGUUGUACCAUUUUGUACAUAACCACGUGGUCUCAAAGUGUGGGAGUAUGACUGUCAACUAAGAAAGGAAGUAAGCUGCACUUCUUUCCUAUCCUAACCUAAGUGCAGUGUUUCAGAGAGUGCAGGUAAAGGGAGGUAAGGUGCAAUGAGGGACACACAAUUUCUGUUCUUUCCUCUAAAAGGUAUGAAGCAGCAUGAAGAAGGUGCUAUUUGGAAAUUUUUUUCUUCUCUAGGAUAAUGUAAUACGCGCUGCUUCGUUCUUCUCCAUUCCUAAAGGCUUGAGGUUGUAUUGAAUGGAGGCACUGUUCUUUAUGAACACAGAAAAUACUACAGACUUUUUUUAAUCCUUAGAAAAACCUGUAAUUAGUUCAGCACUUUCCAAGGUAAGGAGAACAGAACGGUUCAUUAUGGUCAAGUGAUAAACAGCACUCAGACCAGUCUCCAUUUUCUCUCUUCACCUAGUAGAGAUCUGCUUGAAGGUGAAGUCAUUUUGUAGUCUCCAUUCAUGAUAACUUUCAACUGGAUUACUGACACGUAGGUAAGUCAUAAGCACCCACUGCACUGUUUGGAUGAGGCUCACUGUUUCCAGUUCAUAACUUAAUUCAACAUUACUGUUCACAAUUAAAAGAAUUCUCUGUAUCCCAUAGGAAGAAUUUCAGUUCACUUUGUGCAGCUUUGCAUGCAGAUAUCAGUCAAGCCACAUGGCUUAUUAAUGGUAGGGAUAGCUGUUGGAUGCUCCAUGUACAUCUUGAACGCUCUGUGUUACUCCUCUGCUGCUCACCCCCACUUGUAUGUGGAGUUCUUGCAGUCUUUCACGUAUCCAUGUUGGAAACCUGGUUAUGACUUCAUAAAGCAAACAGGACUGUUGUCUUGUUUCUCCUUUUCAUCUCUGACCACACUCACUGUGGGCGUCUGGAAGGAAUUCUGAUCUCUCUGGGUUACAUUGCUUCCUGCAGUAAGGAGAGAUCACAUCCGUGUCUUAGCAGGAUGGGGAAGUAUCCAGGAUAACCAAGGCAGCUGUAGAUCUGUAACUGAUUAUUUGUUCUAAGCAGAAUAAUACAACGUUUGACUUGAUAAUUAACACUGCUUCAAUUCUCUUGUGUGCUUGCACCUCCUCCACCAUUGCCACCACCAGUACAGGGAUAUGCCUUCAAACCUCCUCCUCGCCCAGAUUUUGGGACUUCUGGGAGAACAAUCAAACUGCAGGCCAACUUCUUUGAAAUGGACAUUCCUAAAAUAGAUAUCUACCAUUAUGAGUUGGAUAUAAAGCCAGAAAAAUGUCCAAGAAGAGUUAACAGAGAAAUAGUGGAGCAUAUGGUUCAGCACUUUAAAACACAGAUUUUUGGGGAUCGCAAGCCAGUGUUCGAUGGAAGAAAAAACCUUUAUACAGCUAUGCCACUUCCCAUUGGAAGAGAUAAACAGGUGGAGUUGGAGGUCACGUUGCCAGGGGAAGGGAAGGACAGAAUAUUUAAGGUGGCCAUAAAGUGGAUGUCCUGUGUGAGUUUGCAGGCAUUGCAUGAUGCUCUUUCUGGCCGGCUGCCAAGUGUCCCGUUUGAAACCAUCCAGGCACUGGAUGUUGUGAUGAGGCACUUGCCUUCCAUGAGAUAUACUCCAGUGGGGCGAUCGUUUUUUACAGCAUCUGAGGGGUGCUCAAAUCCAUUAGGUGGUGGCAGAGAGGUUUGGUUUGGAUUCCAUCAAUCAGUCAGACCUUCCUUAUGGAAAAUGAUGUUAAACAUUGAUGUAUCGGCGACUGCAUUUUACAAAGCACAGCCAGUUAUUGAGUUUGUAUGUGAAGUUUUGGAUUUCAAAAGCAUUGAAGAACAACAAAAACCUCUGACAGAUUCCCAAAGGGUAAAGUUUACCAAAGAAAUAAAAGGUCUAAAGGUGGAGAUAACACACUGUGGACAAAUGAAAAGAAAGUACAGAGUGUGCAAUGUCACCAGACGACCAGCAAGUCACCAAACAUUCCCACUUCAGCAGGAGAAUGGACAAACAGUUGAAUGCACUGUAGCUCAGUAUUUUAAGGACAGGCACAAAUUAGUUUUACGCUAUCCUCACCUUCCAUGUUUACAAGUUGGGCAGGAGCAGAAACACACAUACCUUCCUCUUGAGGUGUGCAACAUAGUGGCAGGACAAAGAUGCAUAAAAAAACUCACUGACAAUCAAACUUCCACUAUGAUUCGAGCAACUGCCAGAUCAGCACCUGACCGUCAGGAAGAGAUCAGCAAAUUGAUGCGGAGUGCGAGUUUUAACACUGACCCUUAUGUUCGUGAAUUUGGGAUAAUGGUGAAGGAUGAAAUGACAGAUGUGACUGGUAGAGUCCUACAGCCUCCCUCAAUCCUCUACGGAGGCAGGAAUAAAGCAAUUGCUACACCAGUUCAAGGAGUUUGGGACAUGAGGAAUAAACAGUUUCACACUGGAAUUGAAAUAAAGGUUUGGGCAAUUGCAUGCUUUGCUCCCCAGCGCCAAUGCACUGAGGUGCAUCUUAAGACUUUCACAGAACAACUGAGGAAGAUUUCCAGAGAUGCAGGAAUGCCAAUCCAAGGGCAGCCAUGCUUCUGUAAAUAUGCCCAGGGAGCUGACAGCGUGGAGCCCAUGUUCAGGCAUCUCAAGAACACUUACACCGGACUGCAGCUCGUUGUAGUAAUUUUACCAGGAAAAACACCAGUUUAUGCGGAGGUGAAGCGUGUUGGUGACACAGUGCUGGGAAUGGCUACGCAGUGUGUUCAGAUGAAGAAUGUGCAGAGAACAACACCUCAGACUCUGUCUAACCUCUGCUUAAAAAUAAACGUCAAAUUAGGAGGUGUAAAUAAUAUUUUACUGCCACAGGGGAGACCACCAGUAUUCCAACAGCCUGUCAUAUUCCUUGGUGCAGAUGUAACCCAUCCUCCAGCUGGAGAUGGAAAAAAGCCCUCCAUUGCUGCAGUUGUAGGAAGCAUGGAUGCUCACCCCAAUCGCUACUGUGCCACUGUUCGGGUCCAGCAGCACCGCCAAGAAAUCAUCCAAGAUUUGGCUGCCAUGGUCAGGGAGCUGCUGAUUCAGUUCUACAAAUCAACCAGAUUUAAACCGACUCGUAUCAUUUUCUACAGAGAUGGAGUUUCUGAGGGGCAGUUUCAGCAGGUUCUCCAUCAUGAAUUGCUGGCUAUCAGAGAAGCAUGUAUUAAACUAGAGAAGGAUUACCAGCCUGGAAUUACAUUUAUAGUUGUGCAGAAAAGGCAUCACACCAGACUCUUCUGUACAGAUAAAAACGAGCGGGUUGGAAAAAGUGGGAACAUUCCAGCUGGUACCACAGUGGACACAAAAAUCACCCAUCCAUCAGAGUUUGACUUCUACCUGUGUAGUCACGCUGGUAUUCAGGGAACAAGCAGACCUUCACAUUACCACGUCCUCUGGGAUGACAAUCGUUUCUCUUCAGAUGAGCUGCAGAUUCUUACCUACCAGCUGUGUCAUACGUACGUACGCUGUACUCGUUCUGUUUCCAUCCCUGCACCAGCAUAUUACGCGCACCUGGUUGCCUUCAGAGCCAGGUAUCAUCUGGUGGAUAAAGAACAUGACAGUGCUGAAGGCAGUCACACUUCGGGUCAGAGUAAUGGCAGAGAUCAUCAAGCACUUGCAAAAGCAGUUCAGGUUCACCAGGACACGUUGCGCACGAUGUACUUUGCUUGACAUGUUUUAAUGUUUAGCGACUCAGUACAGUACCACGUUGGAUUCACAUGAGACCAGCUGCACUUAGACCAACAGUUGCCCAAGCUCCAGUGACAGCCAGCAAUGAGUGAUGUAUCUUCAUUUUUUUUUCCCCCCCUUUUUGCAAGAAAGCCUUCCGUCCAGAAUUUCAGACUUGGUUAUGAACUGCAUUCUUCUACAAAGCCCCACGAUUGUUGGAAAUGUGGUUUGCCAAAAUCUCUUAAGCUGCCUGUUAUAAAACAGACCCAUAUUUUAUAAUUAAAUCAAGAGCUGUGAUCUCAGGGCUUAGGGGAAAAAAACAAAACACAAAACUCUUCAUUGUUUGCUAUUCAUUUAAUUGCUUUUAAUAAUUUGGAGAGAUCUAAUUCGUACUAAAGUUAAUGGGCUAAAAUGCUGCGAAUUAGCUUUUAAUACAAAGGAAAGCAAAGCAUUUUUUGACUAUUUAUGAAGCCUUGGUUUUAUUCUAGAUGCAUUUCCAAAAGUUUUAUUUUCAAAAGAAAAGAGUGACAAAAUUCUGCUUUCCAGCUGUCUUACAAAGAUUUUUUCUCUGCGUGUCUAAGGGCAAAUGUAUUUUCUGAAGCUUGUUCUUGAAUGUUUUUUAUUGUGCUGCAUUUAAAAAUGUUUUUCAUAGACUAAAGAAGAAUUUUAAAGCAGAAUGAAUGAACUUGUACCUGAACUUUUAAUAGGUGCAGUCAGAUUGGCAAAAGAAAAGGUGCCAUUUUUAAGAAAAGAAAAAGAGUUUGAAGUUUUUUUUUUUUUUAAAAUCAUACUGACAGCUAACUUUAGAAUUUGUCAUACAGGACUGUGACACUCUCCAAAGUCUCUAAGGAAUACGGGUCUGUGGUGAUAAAUACAGUACAAUCCUCUUUCACUGUUAUGUUUGAAUUAAUGUAAAUUUUAUAUGUGUUUCACAGUAUUAAUGUGAUAGACUAGAUGCUAUUAUUUAUUUUUAUUUACUAAGGAGUGCUCAUUAUACUUCUGUUAACAUAUCAAGAAUGCUUUGGAUUUAGAAAUUAAAACCUUAUCGUGAGGACAUUACUAUUCAAAAGCAAAAAUAUGCAAUUGACUUUGAUGCGAGAGUUCAGAGCUGCGUACAGAGGACAUUGUGUAGCCUGUCCUUUGGAGAAAGGCUUUUCAAAGUGCACACACAACGUAGCAGGUUUUACCUGUGCAGUCAAAGACGCACACGAGACCAACGUUCUGCAUCCAUCCAAGCACAAGCAAUUGUAUUUUAUUUAUGUGUUGAUUAUUGGUGAAGCUGGAGCUCUAAGAGAGGGAAGUGGUUUGAUGUUUGUCGCGUGGACAGAAGUCAGAGAAUCUAUGCAGUAAAGGUAAAUCUUAGGAAACUGAAGUUUACUUAGGAAGGGAGGUGAAACCUUCAUUAUGCAUAAAAGUAAACGUGAGAGUUUGGCCGUUCUCUUAGGAGAAGCAUUAAUUAACUGAUAAUUAUUAGACAAACACUUCUGUUAGUUUGCACACUGGGUUCAUUAAAAACCGUAGUACGUAUGAAAACCAUUGCACUAAUGAUGAUGCCACAAGCAGGUGUAGAAGAAAAAGGAAAAAGCCCAGGAAAUGUGUUUAUGCUGACUUGUUUUAGUUUAUUUUCGUAGGAAAGCUUAAAAUCCACCCUCUCAACGUGUAUUUAAAAGAUGUCCUUCUCUUCCAUUUUGCUUUGUCUUUCCCCUUUUCUCUUAGCAGAUGCUCAGUCACUGUUGUGAGUCCAUAUACCUCUAGCUGCUGAGCUGGGCCAGGAGCUUUAACCAAGGCAGAGGUCUGUGCCAUGCAGCAGGGAGCCUGUAGCUGGCUGCUUGCUCAGUAAGCUAGGAUGUGCCCAACCUUUGCUGCAUUAAGAGUUCUAGGUACGUAACUCAGUGCAGAUUUCAAGCAUCACCUUGUAGCAGCACGUUGGUGUUGUUCAGGUGAGACAGUGAUGUCAAUCCUAUUGGCAGAUGAACUGUGUUUGUGUUGUUCUCAUUUGUUGGCCAGCCUGCCAGGUCAGACCUUUGUCUCAUGAUGUGAAUCUAGCUUUUAAAUGAUAGACAGUAUAACAGAAAGCAGAGUCGACGUCGCGUUGUCUGUCUUCCCAUUUUCCAGCAGCCAGGCUGUACGUACCUCCCUUACACGUACUGCUCACCUGCAGAAGCUUUUCCACAGUUGACACGUUGCACUUCUGUGUGUUUGCUUAAUGCGUUUCAGAUUUUAAUUCGGCAGAGUUUUAUAUAUGAAUUUAUUUUUAUAUGAAUUACUCUUAACAAAUACAAGAAAGAUCAAGCAUUUUAAAACUCCAGUUAUGUUAUUUGCUGCUUGUUAUGUGGAGACCUCUUGGAUGUGAAUUUCGUCCUCCUUUUCCCUCUCUGUGCAUUUCUGGCAUAACUGACUUUGUGCAGAUGGACAGAUGGGAUAAGGAGGACAGACAAGCUGUCUUGACCCCAAAUCUUAUUUCUGAAGCAGGUCACGGCACUCCCUGCCUCUGAUGGAUGCUUUCUUUGGGCUGGCAUAGUAGCUGUGGACUCUUGAUCUGAGAGUAGCCGUCAUCUGUGGGUCCUCUUGGAAUGAACAGAGAUUUCUGUGUAGUUUUCCUUUCCUGAGUGUGAAGAACUUGGGAUGGUUAAUGCAUUUCAGGCUGGAGACGUUUCUGCCUUUCACUGACUUUUUUCAUCUUCUCUUACUGCCGAUUCUACAGCUUGAUUUCUCCCUCCUUUCUCUUGCUGCCCCUUUUCCCCCAGCUGGUGAAUAAACAUUAUUUGAAGCCUUUUUCUAAAACAACGUUGAUGAAGUACACAUGUAGAAAAGUACAGUGUGCUGUAAACCCAGAAGCUUAUCUUUCUGGCAGCAUUCCUAAUGUUCCAAGUAUUUCCUGUCCAAAAAGAAGAAGAAGAGGUUGGGGGGGGGACCACCGAACACCUCAAACCUUCCAGUUGGUAUUAUUUGCUUACCUCCCACGUGUUUUGUCAGAACAGCAGUACCUCAGGUAAACACAGAGCUCAAGGUGUCUCUGCCUCGCACGCGUUCCUGCUGUCGAAGUUGUAGCUGGGGUUGGCAGUUAUAACCACUGAGUCACUGCGCAGCUCAGGCCAGCAGUAAGCAAAUGUAUUUUAUCCUUUGACAGUUGUGUUUUGAGCCCAUGCAAAGGAGUCGUGUGACUGCAGUUGCAAAAGAGCACUGGGCAGGACCUCUUCCAUUGCAUUCCUUGUGCUCUCUGUUAUUUUCCUGGCAGUGACCUUCUGCUUGAAUUCAGCUGUUGGUGCAAGCUAUCGCGGUGCUUAACAGUCUGAAAAUUGAUACUGAUUGCACCCUGGUGACAAAAAUAUCUAUUCUCAUUGCAGGCAGGAGCACCCUUAUGGACAAACUGAUGCCAGUACUGCAGCAUUUAUUUUGUUUCAGAGCAGCUCACCUUUAAAAGAAUGUGCUUGAGAGAUGGGCAGCUAUUAAUGAGUUGCUAUGGAUUUGUCUUCUGGAGUUUGUACUGAAAUGGUAACACUAUAGGAAAGAAAAUACUCCAGUACUGAAGCAGGUUGUGGAAUCUCUGUCUUUGGAGAGGCUCAGACUUGGCUAGGUAUGGGACUGGGCAUCCCCAAAGAGCCCUCUCAGAGCACAAGGUUCUGUGACAAUCCCCACAUUAACAAAGAUAAAUUAUAAAGCUGUCUUUUCUCAUGUACUGGAUGUAAUACAGUAUUGCUUAUUUUUAGAAAUUUCUGCUCCAGUGGCUCAAUGGAAUGGAACAUCCACUCUGCAUCUUAUACCACCUGGGAAAUAGAGUUGAGUCAAUGCUUAGGAGGAAAUAUCCAAUGUGAAACGUUGGAAGUAGGUGAAUUUGUCUCUGCCUUACAUGAUUUUGGCAUUUCAGAUGGCCCUAUGCAACGUUAACACUUCUAGUCUGUAUGCACUGAUGUAAGGUCACUUCUGUAUAUUAGAACUCCUUCUUCUGAUUUGGUUCAAGUUAGAGUGCUCGAACUAUCAGAUUUGGAUUGCUGAGUGGCAGUCAUUGAUCUUCCAUGUUGCAGGAAUUUUGGUCAAUUUCAUCACGUUUAGGUCUGUCACAAAGAUUUGAAAUGACUUUUGAAGGGUAGUUGUGGACUUUGAGGUUCUUCAGUGCCCAGGUAGCCUUAUGAAAAGAUGGAAGUUCCUCAUUAAGAUGCUUUUGAAGCUUUAUCAGAAGUCACAUGUGCUUGCACAAAGAGACUUUGUAUUGAAAGCAGAUUGGGACAUGGAGUGCUUUGCACGCUGCUGCCAACACUAUUUCCUUACUGCAGCAAUAAAUGGUCACAUGCAUCUCUCCUCUAAAAGCCCCAGUCUUUUUCAUAAUAGUGAGUAUCUGUACUGGAAACUUCUCCUUGUGCUGGAAGAGCAGGUGUGGAUGGGGCCAUCUUGGUGUCAUCCAGUAAGCAUUUCUGGUGGCACAGAUACAUUUUACAUGGAAAAAAGGAAUGUAAAAAAGUUCUGUUAGUCACACUUGAUACCAGUGUAAUAAAUUAACUUUUCCUAUUUGUUUUAAUACUCUUCUCCUUCAGUAACCUCUCUUUGUGUGUGUGUGUGUUUGUCCUGACCUGUGUGCUUUCUCAAUUUCUAAUACAGAACAAUACAUUUUUUUACUUUUAUAUUACAUUUGGCAAUGGGCUUCUUCUUGCACUCUUGCAGUCUUUUCUAAGGAGAACUUUAAGUAGGAGGUAAUUGCACUGAUUGUUUUUAAUCUCCCUUUUUACUGUAAGACUUUUUUGGCAUCUGCUGUAGCUGUUUCAAAAUACUGUAAAUAAUGCUCUGUAUAGCAGAUCUUGAAACGCUGUGGAUCUCAGUCCUUGUACUUCCAUUGUAGAAAUACUGCCAUAUUUUACAGUACUGAGAUAAGAGCUUUGGUUUUUCACUGAUGUUAUACUUGGUUUGCAUUCUGGUAUGAAUCCAAGGGCACAGUUGCUUUCUCACGUGUUUCCUGGCUUCUUUCAGCAUUUGAUUCCUGGCUUGUGUUGAGAAGAACCAAUCUCUGUGCUCUACGGCAGAAUUAGUAGAAUAAUGGGGAAUUGGGGUGGAAGUUACUAUGCUGGGAUGCAGAACAGCAAGUUUUGUUCCCAGUGGGUUAGUGACUGGAAAGGUGCAUCCCUCCAAAGAUGCUCUCAGCCUGAUGGAGAUGAGGUUUGCAGUGUGCACGUGGUGUGGUGCGCAGUCAGUUUUAUGCUUCAGUUGCUUUUCCUGUGUUGUUUUGUUGCUUGAAGUGUUAAUAUGAAUGUAAUGGCUUGGCCAAAUCACUACAAAAGGUGUUUUUAUAGGACUCUUAGUUAGCAAGCAGAUGCAGUUCAAGGCUACCUCCUGUGUUCCUCUGCAGAUAAAUUAAUUUGUAAAGUGAACCUACUACAGCAGCUAAAAUGCUCCCAGAUCAACUGUAUUCUUAGUGCUUUGUUCCUUGCUGGAGAGCUGCUGGUGCCAUACUGUGAUCUUGGAUGUCUUCCUGAUGUGUCCAUGCCAAAGUGGUUGUUGAAGUCUCAGAACUAGCAAGGCAGAUCUCAUCCAGCACGCCUGCUUCCAUGCAGUCCCUUUACCUUCUGCCCAUUCUUUUGCUGAGUUUGUAUACUGUCGUUUCCAGAUGAGAAACCUUUUCAUGCUUUAGCUGUUGGCUUAAAAAUUAUCAUCAUGUUUUCAUUGCAAAUGACAUGAAGGUGCUUGAAAAUAUAUUUUGAAUCUGAGGUAAAAUAUAUAUACAUGAGUAUUUUUUUAAUGCUUUUUGGAUAAGUGAGACUGUAAUGUUGAGAAUACUUUAUUCCCUGCUCAGACCACAUUUGAUAAACUUUAAAAUGGAGGGGAAAAAAAAGAUUUGGAGUAUUGUUUGUGCUGUGACUGCUUGGUGUGUCAAAUCAGUGCAAAGCCUCAGUUGUAACUCAGUCCUGAAGUAAGCGCAUGCCAACUAAAGGUGCUUUAAAUAACCUGAGUAGAAACUGUAGAAAACUGUGUUAAUACAUCACUGUUUUUACAAUGCAUCCAAACAAGCUUCUUCAUUUUAUAAUUAGCCACUCUGCUGACAGAAAUGCUCCCUGGUUGGGCUCAGUGUGCUGGUGUGCUUUCAUAGCACUCUUGUAGCUUAGGGGCUUUGUGCUCUGGAAAUUAGCAUUUCAGAAAGAAGUUAGCCCAGGAUUGCUUGCUAUCUUCAAUGUCUUCAUCUUUGGCCACAGAUGGGAAUGAUGCUUAUUUCUGGCAGGGAUGAUUGCUGAUGUUCUGGUUUGUGGAAGAAUUCUUGUUGAGCAGUGGUGAGUGACUGAAUAAAUAAGUUAAUCUAAUAACUGAGGGAUGAUGUCCUAAACACUCUAUCCCAUUUGCUGUUAUAACUUAACAGGGCUCCCUGCAAAAGCAUGAAGUGUUUUGCUCGAGGGGGAAUGGCUCCUUCCAGAAAAUACUUUGCUAUGUCUUGCAGUUAGGAAUCUACAGACACUAUUGGCAUUGCUGUGGCCUCAAAGAGGUUUCUGGGCACUGAACUUACUUCUCUGUGAGAAAAACCUUACAAAACAAUGAGAGAAACAUUGUGUGCUUCAUAGAAAUGUCUGCAAACCUGAAAGAGCAUCAGGAGGAGCCCAGCACUGGAUGUCUAAUAUUGAGAAAUGCCAUGUGUGCCAUGCAGCUACCCCGUCCUCUGUGGAAAUAAGGCAAAGUGAAACACUAUGCACAACCCCUACCCCAAAAGGGCAGUGUUGAUGGUUAGGCCCCUGGAAGCUAGGCUCUGCUUUCAGCCUUUGGUUUUGCAGAGGGUUUAGGAUUUGGUUGGAGCGAGGACAGGGGCAAAUGCUGAAUUUGCAGGUGAGAGGUUGGUGGGAGCUGGUCUUGGAGUUUUGCACUUGGCAGCGCUAGAAAUGUGAGUGGCUGCUGCUCCCUUCCUUCUUUCUAAACAUCUUCAGAAGAAUAACUAUUUAGAAUUUGUCCCUGUAGUGCCUCAACAGAUGCAUCUUAAACUACCUGUGGCAGCUCUCCAGCCAACCAGCCUACCCAGCGUUCUGAAGAGCCUCCACUUGGCAUCAGAAGGCUGUGUUAAAGGGUGUAUUUGUUUGUAAAUAGUAGCUUUGUGUGCACAGAUUGCCUCCCCCAACCUUUUGGAUGUGCUGUUCUCAGCUGAAAUACCAGCUGGAAUAGCUGCUAUCUCAGCAGCAGUUACAGAUAUGACUUAACCUCAGAGUAAAUUUAUAAAUUGGCCCUAAAGCAUAAAUUUAAACAUUUAGGAUCCUGAAAAAUGAGUUGUUUCUCUCCAUUUUGGUUUUGAGUGUGCUUUGCAAGCAUGAGCAGUGAGAAGGUCAGCAGCCGAGCUCAGGAGUUUCUAAUCCCCUCUCUGGUUCCUUGGUUAGAUUUCUCAUCAGAAAAAUGCUUGUGAUGUGGAUUCUAUUCUAUCUUUAUCAGCUUUUCCUGUUCCCACAUAUACAGACAGGAAGCUUCGUUCUUAUCAGGGUAUGUAAAGCUGUGUGGUUGUGCUUGUCAUGCACACAACUCAAAGCAGAUGUGGUUCGUGCUGUAUGGGCACGGGCAGCAGGUGGGGUCGAGCCCAUCAGGUAUGGACACAACAGGCAAAGAAGCAUGUGUCCAGAUUUCACUAAUAUUAAUUCUGCAUCAUCUGGAGAUGGUCAGAACCCACUGUUAAUGUGCUAUAAAAAAUGAGGUAAUACUGACCCUGGUUCUUUUGUUCUGCAUUUUCUCAUUAGACAUGUAAGGCUGAACCUUAAAUUUCUCAUCUCAUUUACAAGUGACAAUGCUGUUAUUUUAUCUUAAAUACCAUGUCUCCAAUUGCCUGCCUGACUUGAAUCUUUAAUUGAUCUUAAAUUACCUCUCAGUGUUUAAUCCCCAGAAUGUCUCUAAAUUGAAGAUUGUUGUAUGUGCCCAUUCUUUAUUACCUAGUGUUUGACAGCAGAAAUAGUUUGUGUUUUCUUGAUUAUAUGGAGGAAAGGGUGAGAUAAUGUAUGAAUUUGCUCAUAGAAGAAAAUAGACUUAAGGAGUAAUUACUGGUAGACUGUUGGGAAAGCAGCACAUCAUAUGGGGGGAAGCAAAAGCAAAACAUGAGGAGUAAGGUUCAGAAUUACGUAUCCAUGGAAAACUAAAUCACAAAUUCAGAAACUACAUCUGGCAAAGUUGUGGGCUGUUCUGAAAGGUUGCAGUUUGGUGUGAUUUCUUGGUUCAGCUUGGAAAAUGAUGUGUGUACACAGGGUGUGUGUGUGUGUGUAUCUACAUGUUGCUGAAAGCUGAGUGUGGCUCUUUGUAUAUGAAAAUAUAGAAGGAGAAUUCUGCUGGGAACAAUAAGCACAACUUCACUGGCUUCCAUAGUGCUUUGUGAGGGUGUGCAACCACAAAAUCUCAGACUUGAGGGCUGUUUGUAAAUACAGACCCAGUCCCACGUUUCUGUGUAGCAAAGUGGUUAACUGAUCAUGGGGGGAUGAGACAGAGAACAGAAUGUAUUAAAUCCUUUUUCCUUUAAUUCGGUACAUUGCAGAUUUCAUGAACAUCUGCUAAGGUUCAAAUCCUUUUUUUUUAAAAUAAAAAAAAUGGAAAAAGAACCAAUAAUUAAUUCAGAAAUUUUGUAUUGUACGCACUCCCUUGAAACAAAAAUGUUUUUAUAACCAUUUUAGCAUUUUGAAAGCAAAAACGAAGAUGUUAAGGGUCUCAUUUCGAGUGGUACUGAGUGUGUGCUGACUGUGUUGCACCUGCAUUAAUGUUGUGUGCUUGCGGUGUAUCAGUGCUGUAGUGCUGGUUGGGUAAGACUGGCACUUGUCAUACAAAAUCCAGGUGUAGAAAUACCCUCACCUGACUUUUAAAUGUAUCAGAGGCGUUGUAGGGCUCGUUGCAGAGAUGAGGUGUUGCUCUGUGUUACUCAGAACUGCUGAGGCUCUGUGUAGGUGUGGAGAGUCAAAAUACGUCGUGUUUAUCUUGAUGACGUAGCGUAAGAUUUGCAUGAUGCUGUGUGGCGAUGCCACCUUAAGCCUUAAAACAAAGAUAAAUUUGUCAGAUUUUCUCAGAGUAUGCAAAAAAUACUGUUUAAUGAGAGUAGGAUGUUCCUGUAAGGCUGAACUAGUUAAAAAAGUUGUCUUCUCUGACACGGAAAGGGGAACCUGUAGAUCUCUAUACUGUGACCGACCUCUGUAGGCAGUGGCUGUCAUUGUGGCCCCGCAGAAGCUGAUGCGUUGCUCUGGCAGCCUGCCCCAAUUCUCAGUUCCCAGCUUUAUUUGUGUUGGAUGCGUUGUGCUCCCUCCCCCUGUUAGGAGAUCUCUGCCUGGAGGAGGAUGACGACUUAACACUUAUUUGGUGUUGGAAAAAUUCUUCUCAAGGUGUCUGCUUGCUUCAGACAGUGCCGUUCCCCCUUCCUGCGCCCGAUGUCUGAUCCUUAAACCAUUUGAACUGGGGGCAAACCAAGCAGCGGGGACCCAGCUUUCUUUGUCCAUUUGGAUCUACCUCAUGUAAACAGUUGGGUGCUAUUUACUCAAAUUGUCUCAGAUGAGAUUGGCAAAAAGCGACCAAACCGCGUGUGACGGCCGCCCUCGGUGGAGGCGGUCCUCCGCAACCCAAACCCUUUGGGUUUCUUCUUCACAGACAACAGUGUUGUAUUUGAGUUGUGUCCUUCGUGCCUUUGUGUUUGUUUUUUUGUUUUUUUUUUUUUUUCCCAGUGCAUAACAAUCAAAGGUCGUGUCCUUGAUUAAGAACAGCCAAUGAAUUUUAACCACAAAGUUUAAAAAAGCAGCAAAGUAGUUUUAGCAAAUGUUAGUUUUCAGGGUAUCAGAUCCAAGUGUACAGUAUCACAGCAGAACUAGGCAAAGAGAAAUAGCCAAUAAAGAACUCUUUUUGAGAUAUAUAUAAUCCCAACCCUAGAGAUGUACCUCUGUGUAUCCAUCCAUAUGCAUAUAUAUACAUACACGGCACAGCUGCGUGCGUCUAUAUAUGAAAUGGAAGGAUAUGUGGGUAAGGGCAUAAAACGUCAUUGACUUUUCCACAGUUUUCUAUGGAACAGUUUACAACUCUGUAUAGGUUUUUCUACUGUGUGAACCUUUUUUACAUUAAAAAAAAAAUAAUUCCUCUUUGGAAAAUUUAAGUUGUGAUAUAUACUAUCUUUUUUUGAAGUUGGGAAAAAAUCAAUCAACUUUUUACCAGUACCUAAUAUGGGGGGUUGGGGAGGGGGGGGAAUCUCUUCUGUACAAUUGUAUUUUAGUUUAAAUAGUAAAGAAAAAUGAUGUAUGGGAUUGUAAAAGUGCUGACAUUCCGUGGUGGCAGGACUUCCAAGUGUUUCCUAAGGCUUUCUGCUGCAGAGAGACUCAAACAAAAGGAAAAUGCCUCUGUUAAAUGUUUUUAUAAAACUGCUCCAUCAGGUCUAUACUUAAGCUAUAUUUUCUAAAGCCUAAUCAUCCUUUAAUAUGCUGCAUAUAAAUUAUCAGCAUGGUUGCACUUUCUCAAUAAUAAUGUAUGCCCUACAAUUGGCUCAUGAUAAGGACUUUAGUUUUUUAACAGAACAGAUAGUACUUUGGGCAGAAGGUAAUAUUUAUAUAGGUACCUCAAGAAAAAAAAAAAAAAGAGCCUGAAUAUGCUGCAUUUUGUUCCUUUAACAUUUUUCAUGUAGCAUUUGUUUGCUUUUGUUUUUGUAGUAGACGACCAGCUACCUGUUUGCUUUGGGGGACCCCAGUAGCGUCUUCUGUUCCGCUCGUAGGAUGUCGUGUCCUGCCUUGGUUGCAUGCAGUAGCUUGGGACAGGGUUUGCCCUGCAUUGCGUAUGCAAUGGGAGGGGGACCACGAGGACAUUGCUUUACGUAGGCUUCCGGAAAAGGAUACUGUAUUCCUAAAACAGACAAUAGAUGUUCUGAAUGGUGAAUCUGUUGUACCGCUUUCUUGACUCUUUCGAAUGCAGAGAGGAGGCAGCUGAUUAAGGAGGGAAGCCCAACAGCCUGAGCUUGCCCUGUUGGUCCAUGUUUUGAGGUGGCUCGGCUGUGCUUCCCAACCUCUGGCUUUGUGGAGAUCUGCUUCCUGCGGUGUGCCCUGCUCCCUGAGGCCACUUGCUGGUGUGGGUGCAUCUUCUGCUGCUUUGUUUCCGAGUCAGUGAAAACCUAAAAAACAUGCAGAGGUGGGGAAUUUUUGUUGACAGCUGUUGAAGGAAGCUUCAGAAGCUGUGAAGUUGAGCAUUUAUUGUCGUGUUCUUAAGCUUAGGUGGGUCCUUUUCCAAGUUUGUUUUACAGCUUGCAAGGUAAAAUAGUUUGCACUACUUUUGCAAUAAACUCAUGAAAAACCUAACAGUUUCUGUUUUGGUUUCUUACUGUAUAUAUACAACUAAUACUAAAGAUUUAGCAUAGUGUUUUCUCACCUCAAAACAUUAAGACUCGUAACAAGCUCAGAAUGCUGUAAUUCCUGACAAAAUAAUGAUGUGAAUGAUAUUUUAUAAAGUUAUUUUGUAUGGUGUCAAUUUUGUUUUGCCUCAUAGUAUGUCAAUAAAAUAAAAUUUCUCAUCUUUACAACAUUGUUUGAUGUCUUUUUAUUGAACUUAAUCCAAAGCCAUCAAUGGCUUCCAUCUGUAGCUCAGAAGCAGUUCCAAGUCCCAGUGACAGAUUCAAGGCUGUACCAGAGUAGAGAUCCUCAUGCUACACCACACUGUGCCUUUUCAAAUUGUAAACUCAUCUUUUGUGAGAUGAGAGUAUGUGUUCUAAAAGAGCCACACUGCCUGGUCCCAGUGCUCUCUGCAUUAAACCCUUUGGAUGUGUUUCAGAUGUUUCUGUGAGUGCUCCUCUGCUUGUGUUGAUUUCCAGAAUCAUUCAUUAUGGACUGCUGUUAACAUAAUGCCUCGUAAGUCGUCCUGAAAUAACAUAUGGAAGGUUGCUGCUUUGGAUACCACUUGCCUGAAGUCCUGCUUUUCACUGUGUUCUGACUUCGUACCUACAGCACUCGGGUCUUAAAUGAAGCAAGCUCUUCAUGUUUACAGUGAAGUAUCAGGUCAGGAGGAUAGCAGAGGUCCAUUGAGUUCCAACAGAGCCCAGCCCUGCGGACCAGACUCAUUUUAUUCAAUAGUAGGAAAUACUCAUAGCUGUCCCUUCCAUUUUAGGCAGAACUCUGUGUUUCCCUUAGUUUUGAAAUGCUACAUUGAAGCGGAUGCAAGCUUGCUCUGUGUCAAGCAAGGCUCAUAGGGAAGGGCAACAGGCUUGAGCAGAUGUGAGGCUGCAGUUGGUUGUGGCAAACUGUGCCAGCUAUGAAGUCCCCAUUGAGGUCUCUGGUUGAAUUAAUACAGAAGGAUGUUCAAGUUCUUGUGGCCUUGCUAAUUGCCCAGAGCUUGUUCACCAGCCCACAGGAAACUUCUAAGAGGGAUGAAAUACAGUGAUUUAUACUUGGUAACCGCAGUCCUUAUGGCAUUUGUGCAAGCUGAAGAAGAUGGGAGCUUCAUUGCCUUUGAGCAGCCUGGGCGUGCUGGGAGAAUCUUCUAUGCUUGUGUUGCAGGAAGGAAAACAAAAAUAUGGAUACAAUAGUGCUCAUUCUGGAAAGCUUCCAUCCCCUGGCGUGUGUUCUGCUGUGCAAAAUCUCUGAACACUUCAAAGAGGCCAAGAUACCCUGAGAAGUACAGUCAGCUUCCUGCCUUGCAGCUGCCUUCCCUGCAGGGCAGAAACAU
This is a messenger RNA of Phasianus colchicus (ring-necked pheasant), 16694 nucleotides long. It is a transcript of the gene AGO2, whose product is annotated as argonaute RISC catalytic component 2. Gene Ontology annotation, molecular function: endoribonuclease activity, cleaving siRNA-paired mRNA; protein binding; RNA binding. Gene Ontology annotation, cellular component: RISC complex. The record is from RefSeq and is a predicted model, not a curated record. NCBI's taxonomy places the organism in Eukaryota, Metazoa, Chordata, Aves, Galliformes, Phasianidae. Gene Ontology annotation, biological process: regulation of DNA-templated transcription; regulatory ncRNA-mediated gene silencing.